CUCUCGGGCGUUUCUUUCCAUCAGCCCGUUUGAAGCAGCCAAUUUCCUCUUACGAGCUUCGUAAAAGUUAACUCCGAGCUAGCUCUAACACGCAUUUUGGUAAUUAAAAACAAAACAAACAAACAGAAAAAGCCUAACAAGGAAAUGCUUUUCAAGCAAAAUACUAGGACAAGUAGAACGGAAAUAGGAAGGGGAAUGUGCUGUCCAAUAUGCUAAGCAAGUUUUUUAUUUGCCUGGAAUGCUGUAUGGAGUUUUAGUCAUCCAAAAGGAUCCUGCAGAACUUGAGUUUUAGUCAUCUGCUGUCCAAAAGGAACCUGCAGAACUUGAGGGAACUUGGAAACAGCACAUUAGGAUUUGGGAGACUUUGGAAAAAUACAAUCUAAAGGUUUUAAUAAAAAAAGCAAACAUGUAUGAUGCAGGAAUAAAGAUAAAUAAGCUAGACCAUAGUAUACAAAACUCACAAAUGGUUUGCAGAAAUAUACUGGGAGUGUCUUCUUGGACAUAUAAAAAAGAAGAGGUGUUUUAACAGUGAAAAUACCAAGUUUGCUAAAAUAAAAUAGCCAUAGACUCAUAGAACAACUUAAGUCAGAAAAGACCCUUAAGAUCAUCGAGCCCAGCUGUUAACCCAGCAUUGCCAAGUCUGCCACUAACUCCUGUCCCCAAAUGCCACAUCCAUGCAGCUUUUAAAUGUCCCCAGGGAUGACAACUCCACCACUUCCCCAGGCAGCCUGUUGCAGUGCCUGACAGCCCUUUGGGUGGCAACCCAGUUGUCACAGAAUGUAUAAUUAGGCUAACACAAUUUCAUAUUGUGGAGGUCACCAGCUCUGACAUGGAGAAAAAUCUAAAGAUUUGUAAUGGCAAAAUUACAGAUUUCUAACACUGAGGGAAUGUAUGGAAAGGGAUCUAGGGUUUCACUCUUGAGUUUAGACUCAGAUUUAAUUUUUAAAAUGUAGAUUCAGAUUUAUCUUAUUUUUUUCCCCUGUAUGUGUCUUCUGCAGGCUGUAUUGUACCUUUCUCCAGAGCACCUUGUGCUAACCACUUGUGAAACAGGAGCUGGGCCUCGCUGGGCUCUGCUCUCAGUUGUUGGCUGUCACUUUGGCUCUCACUCCUCCCUAAGGACUAAAUGAAAGCAUCCAUAGUCCUUAAUUUGGAGAACUGGUUUCUUUAGGUGCACAGCAAAGCACAGAAUAUUGUGUGGGCUAUAAUUAAUUUUAUAUUUUAACAAAGCAAAUUAGCUCACCACAGAUGGGUGUAAUGUCACAGCUGUCCCACCUCUGGUCACCCAUGUGCCCUGCUGAAGCUUAUUCAACUCUUCAUUUCACACUGAUGCUUAGUUUUAUUUCAGUUUUCCCUUCCUUGUGCUCCAGACUGGGUUUAAUAGCAUUUGACACUUUUUAUUCCCUUCUUUUCCCCCUCCCAAAGAUCUUCAGCCUUGAUCUCGGGGGAAUAUCUGCUGUUGUGCUGAAUGGCUAUGAUGCAGUGAAGGAAUGCCUCGUCCAUCAAAGUGAAAUUUUUGCAGACAGGCCCUCUCUUCCCUUGUUCAAGAAGCUGACAAACAUGGGAGGCUUACUGAACAGUAAAUAUGGCAGAGGAUGGACAGAGCACCGCAAAUUAGCUGUAAAUACCUUUCGAAUUUUUGGAUAUGGUCAAAGGUCCUUUGAACACAAAAUUUCAGAAGAAUCUCUGUUUUUUCUUGAUGCCAUUGAUACAUACAAAGGCAGACCCUUUGAUCUUAAGCACUUGAUUACAAAUGCUGUUUCAAACAUUACUAAUUUGAUUAUUUUUGGAGAACGUUUCACAUACGAAGAUACUGAAUUUCAGCACAUGAUUGAGAUUUUUAGUGAAAACAUUGAAUUAGCUGCUAGUGCUUCUGUAUUUUUAUAUAAUGCUUUUCCUUGGAUUGGUAUCUUGCCAUUUGGGAAACACCAGCAGCUGUUUAAAAAUGCAGCUGAAGUCUAUGAAUUUCUUCGUGAGCUUAUUGAACGUGUCUCUGAAAAUAGGAAGCCUCAGUCACCUCGACAUUUCGUAGAUGCAUAUUUAGAUGAGAUGGACUGCAAUGGAAAUGACCCAGAAUCUACAUAUUCAAGAGAAAAUCUAAUUUUCUCCGUUGGAGAACUCAUCAUAGCUGGGACAGAAACCACAACAAAUGUUUUAAGAUGGGCAGUGUUAUUUAUGGCUCUUUAUCCCAAUAUUCAAGGGCAAGUUCAAAAAGAAAUCGAUCUUGUCAUUGGCCCGACCAAAAUGCCCACCUUGGAAGAGAAGUGCAGGAUGCCCUACACUGAGGCUGUUCUCCACGAGGUCCUGAGGUUCUGUAACAUAGUCCCUCUAGGGAUUUUCCAUGCCACUUCCAAAGACACUGUUGUGCGUGGUUACACCAUUCCUGGAGGCACCACGGUCAUCACAAACCUCUACUCUGUUCACUUUGAUGAAAAGUACUGGAGCAAUCCAGAGGUGUUUUUUCCUGAGAGGUUUUUGGACAGUAAUGGGCAGUUUGUCAAGAAAGAUGCGUUUAUUCCUUUUUCCCUAGGAAGAAGGCAUUGUCUUGGAGAACAGCUGGCUCGAAUGGAAAUGUUUCUGUUUUUCACCUCCUUGCUACAACGGUUUCACCUGCAUUUUCCUCAUGGGGUGAUCCCAGAGCUGAAGCCGAGAUUUGGGAUGACCUUACAGCCACAGCCGUACCUCGUCUGCGCCGAAAGGCGGUGAAGGGCAGGGCUGAGAUGGGCAGGGCGAGCACAGUGCUCCCACCUAUGGCUCAGGAUCCACCUUGCCUUCUAUUCCUAAACGUGUUCAAGCCAGAAAAACAAAGAUUUAAAGGACUAAUAGUUUCUCUUUUACUUGGUUUUCACAGAAAAAAAACCAAACUAAAAGUGUGGAACACAUCCUGUGUGAAAGUGAUGUUUUCACUCCAGAAGACUAUAUUGAAUCUAACUUCUGAUACAGGUUUUAAAUAUUUAAUUACUUAGCAAGAUGUUUUACUUUGAGAGGACACUUUCAUAAGCACGGAGAAUAUGGUUCAAAAUGUUUAUGCUUGAAUUCAUCCAUGGAAAUAUCAUUUACAUUAUUCCAGCUAAGCCGUUCUUUAUAAUAAUCCAUUAAAUUUUCAUAGCUAAAAGGGCUUUAAAAGGUGUCUAUUUAAAUAUCUGUAACCAAGAAUGAACUAUAUUUUCCAGCCUUGAAAAAAUAAAUUGUCUUUAAAGCAUUUUAA
Molecule: messenger RNA, 3205 nt
Organism: Parus major (Great Tit)
Lineage: Eukaryota; Metazoa; Chordata; Aves; Passeriformes; Paridae
Product: vitamin D 25-hydroxylase
Exons: 4
Coding region: 1246-2703 (485 amino acids)
Biological process (GO): xenobiotic metabolic process
Cellular component (GO): intracellular membrane-bounded organelle; cytoplasm
Molecular function (GO): iron ion binding; oxidoreductase activity, acting on paired donors, with incorporation or reduction of molecular oxygen, reduced flavin or flavoprotein as one donor, and incorporation of one atom of oxygen; heme binding
Source: RefSeq, a predicted model, not a curated record